Molecule: messenger RNA, 2590 nt
Organism: Oncorhynchus gorbuscha (pink salmon)
Lineage: Eukaryota; Metazoa; Chordata; Actinopteri; Salmoniformes; Salmonidae
Product: beta-1,3-galactosyl-O-glycosyl-glycoprotein beta-1,6-N-acetylglucosaminyltransferase 3-like
Exons: 1
Coding region: 331-1659 (442 amino acids)
Cellular component (GO): membrane
Molecular function (GO): acetylglucosaminyltransferase activity
Source: RefSeq, a predicted model, not a curated record
UGAGACACAUCUUUCUGUUGCCCAGCAGUGUGCAACUCCUCCUCCUCAGCUGUGGUGUUGAUAGAUACUAAUACCACAAAGGCAAUACCACAUACAGGGUUCUCCCAGGGAUCUUUUUUAACAAAGAGGUGCUACUGAGUACAGCGGGAUGGAGGACAUUUCCUGCACUCUAAAGCAAAGAAAUACUCCAUUCAGGUGUGGUGCCAGGCCUUAAAUUAUUACAAAUGUUUUUUUAAAUGACAGUGGCGCAACCAGUCCACAAGGUGGCGUAGUGCAACUCUUCCAUUCUGUGAGGAGAACCCGGACAUAGAAACAUUAUAUGGACUAGUCAUGGCUUCUGUUCGGUUGUCCAGGUCUCAGAGAUUCUUCAAGAACUUCUCUCUGAUCCUCCUGAGUGGAUCCGUCUCUCUGCUCCUGUGGGCCGCUCUCAGACGCCCGCCGGUCUCUGACAGGAGUCCUCUCCCCGCUCUGGACCUCCUGCCCCUGGACUACGCUGCCGACCUGCCGGCCUGCUCAGCCAUCAUCCAGGGAGACCUGCAGGGUCUGGAGAGGAAGCAGCUCAGCCUCCUGCUGAAGACCAUGAAGAAACAGCAGCUGCUGUCAGAGGCCUUCUACCACAACGUGACUCAGGACUGUCAGAGGUACAUCACAGAAAGAGAGUUCAUCAGUGUUCCUCUCAGUCAGGAAGAGAAGGAGUUCCCCAUCGCCUACUCCAUGGUCAUACACGACAAGAUUGAGAUGUUUGAGCGGCUCCUGCGUGCCCUGUACACUCCUCAGAACGUGUACUGCGUCCACAUCGACCAGAAGUCAUCGGAGGCCUUCAGGACGGCAGUGAGGGCCAUCGUGUCCUGUCUGACUAAUGUGUUUGUGGCCAGUAAGUUAGAGAGUGUGGUAUACGCCUCCUGGUCCAGAGUGCAGGCUGAUCUGAACUGUAUGGAGGAUCUCCUGAAGUCACCUGUCCAGUGGAGGUACCUGAUCAACACCUGUGGAACAGACUUCCCCAUUAAGACCAACGCUGAGAUGGUUCAGGCCCUCAAGCUGCAGAACGGUAGGAACAGCAUGGAGUCAGAGACCACCGACGACUAUAAAUACAGCAGAUGGCAGUUUCACCACAAAAUCACCAGCAACGUGGUGGUCAAGACGAACGUCAGGAAGAGCCCUCCUCCAAUCAGCACCCCUAUGUUUUCUGGCAACGCCUACUUCCUGGUGUCCAGGGCCUUUGUCCGUCACGUGAUGGAGUCUCAGGAGGUCCGGGCGCUGUUGGAGUGGGAGAAGGACACCUACAGUCCUGAUGAACACCUGUGGGCCACCCUGCAGCGCAUGCCCUCUGUGCCAGGAUCUAACCCUCCGCACAUCAAGUACCAUGAAUCAGACAUGAACGCCAUUGCGCGCAUUGUGAAGUGGCGUCCCCUGGAAGGAGAGGUGAGGAACGGAGCCCCAUAUCCACCCUGCUCGGGUGUCUACAGGAGGUCCAUUUGUGUCUACGGGGCUGGAGAUCUCAGGUGGCUCCUACAACAUCACCACCUCAUCGCUAACAAGUUUGACCCUGAGGUGGAUGAUGUGGCUAUCAGGUGCCUGGAGUCGUACCUGCGCUUCAAAGCUACAUACCGUGUUUCACGAAGGACAGUGGAAUCUGAGAGGAUCUUACAAAAACUAUGAAAUGUUAAAAGUUGUAAAUAUGUUAAUGUACAUUUAUUUUAAAUAUGUUUUGAAAUGUUGUAUAUUUCUGAUGGUACUGUUGUACAUACAGUAACAUAGGUUUUAUUUCAAAUAUACCUACUGUGUAGUUCUGAUUGUACUGUGUAGUUCUGAUGGUACUGUGUAGUUCUGAAUGUACUGUGUAGUUCUGAUUGUACGGUGUAGUUCUGAUUGUACGGUGUAGCUCUGAUUGUACUGUGUAGCUCUGAUUGUACUGUGUAGUUCUGAUUGUACUGUGUAGUUCUGAUUGUACUGUGUAGUUCUGAUUGUACUAUGUAGUUCUGAAUGUACUGUGUAGUUCUGAUUGUACUAUAUAGUACUGAUUGUACUGUGUAGUUCUGAUUGUACUGUGUAGUUCUGAUUGUACUAUGUAGUUCUGAAUGUACUGUAUAGUUCGAUUGUACGGUGUAGUACUGAUUGUACUGUAUAGUACUGAUUGUAUUGUGUAGUUCUGAUUGUACUGUGUAGUUCUGAUUGUACUGUAUAGUUCUGAUUGUACUGUGUAGUUCUGAUUGUACUGUAUAGUACUGAUUGUAUUGUGUAGUUCUGAUUGUCCUGUGUAGUUCUGAUUGUCCUGUGUAGUUCUGAUUGUCCUGUGUAGUUCUGAUUGUACUGUGUAGUUCUGAUUGUCCUGUGUAGUUCUGAUUGUAUAUUCCAGACAUACAUGUAUUUCUUCCUGUGCUCUGUAUUUAUGACAGCAGUCUAGUGGAAUGACUAGUCUAACUGAACACAGCAUUUUGGUAUACACAAAGUUAGUUACACCUUAACUAUAAACUGGGUAGUUCGAGCCCUGAAUGCUGAUUGGCUGACAGCCGUGGUAUAUCAGACCGUAUACCACAGGUAUGGCAAAACAAGUAUUUUUAAAUAUAUAAUAAUAAUAUAUAUAUAUGCC